UGCCGCUCGUCGGGACGCUGGCCUUUCUGGGCGCGCGCGGCCGCGACGACUUGUUCGCCGUGCUGCUGGCGCUGCCGCAGCGUUUCGGCAGCCGUGUCGUGGGCUUCUUCGCCGGCAGCACGUACAACGUGUACGUGGAAGGGCUGGAGGAGACACGGCGCGCUAUGGCGCAGCCGGAGGCCAACGGGCGCGCCGCCGGCUCCUCCCAGAUGGCGCUCUCCUUCGGCCGCAAGCGCGGCGUGGUGGUGGCCGAGGGCGAGCGCUGGGCGAGGAACUCUGGCUUCCUGCUGGCGGCGCUGGACCACAUGCUGGAAAGCGGCGAGGCUGAGCGCAUGAUCUGUGACGAGCUGGAGGCUCUGGAGGAGCGGCUGCGUGACCUACCUGGCCCGCUGGACGUGCAGACGCUCUUCCGCAGGCCGUACGUCAGCCUCAGCUGGCGCAUCGUCACUGGCCAGCGCUUCCUGGCCGGCCAGGCCGAGCGCAUCACCGCGCUCUUCCAGGCCGAGAUGGCCGCCUUCCAGAACAGCUGGGUCGACAACCGGCUGCUGCGCGCUCUCUUCCCCGAGCGGAGCGGCUUUGCGGACGUGCUGCGCUUCCGCGACGAGGUGCGCCGCCUGUUCGCGGCGGCGGUGACGUCCGGUGGAGAAGGCCGCGAGGGCACGCUCGUCAGCCGACUUCGCGCCGAGCGCGGCGCCGACUGGGACCCGGCCACCGACGAGGACCUCGUCAUGUUCUUCUUCGACUUCCUGAACGCCGGCUGCGAGACGACCAGCUCGUUCAACGAGUGGGCGCUGCUGUACCUGCUGCGCGAGCCCGAGCAGCAGGCGCUGGUGCGUCGCGAGCUGAAAGCGCUCGGCCGGCCGGCCACGGCCGCCGACCGCGAACGUCUACCGCGUACGCGCGCCUUCCUAGCCGAGGUGUUCCGACGCUCGUCGCUGACGCCGGCCGGCGUGCCGCACCGCGCCACGGGCGCGUUCAGCGUGGAGGGCUAUCGCGUGCCGGCCGACACCGUGCUGCGCUACGGCAUCUUGGCCAGCCACUGGAGCGACGCGCUCUGGCAAGAGCCGGAGCGCUUCCGGCCGGAGCGCUUCCUGCGCGACGGCGCUUUCGUGCCGAACGCCGACCUGGUGCCGUACGGCAUUGGACCGCGAGUUUGCACCGGCCGCCGGCUGGCCGAGCUCUACAACUUCCUGAGCGUGACGCGCCUGCUGCAGCGGUUCGAGCUGGCGCCGCCCGACGGUGCGCCGCCGCCCGGCGAGGACGCCUGGAUGGGGCUGUCGCGCAACUGCCGUCCGUUCCAGCUGGAGCUGCGGCCGCGCUGAGUGGGCCGCCGGACAACGCGAUCGCCGGCCCUCCACUGCACUGCAGCGGCCGGGGGCCGUACGAACGACAAUCGUCUCGACCGGGAGCCGCACGGACAGCAAUCGUCCCGACCGGGAGCCGCACGGACAGCAAUCGUCUCGACCGGGGGCCGCACGGGCGGCAAUUGUCUCGACCGGGAGCCGCACGGACAGCAAUCGUCUCGACCGGGGGCCGCACGGACGGCAAUCGUCGCGACCGCGAGCCGCACGGACGGCAGUCGUCUCGACCGGGGGCCGCGCGGACAGCAGUCGUCUCGACCGGGGGCUGCACGGACAGCGAUCGCCUCGACCGGAGGCCACACGAACGGCGAUCGCCUCGACCCUCGACCAGGAGCCGCACAUCGUGUCUGGGAUCGCACUGGCCGGAGCGAGGCGGAGCAGGCUGGGACUGCAAAGGGCCGGUGUUACACUGCUCUGGCUAGAGUGACCGGGACCUACAGUGACCAGACUUGCAGAGACCGGAUCUGCAGUGACCCGGACCGCAGUGAUAGGGUGUGCCACGCACUUCAACACCGUACACAUCCAAUUUUUACGUUACUGUCAUCAGUGACGAUAUUCUUCCCCUCCAGGUCUCCAGUUUCAAACUCAGGAUAGUUGCUGAAAACAUGAAGUUACAAGGGAAAAUGUGGCUGUCUAACAACCGGAAAACCACAUUGCAACACGAUCAGUAGCUGGCUGUGCAUACGGCUUUUGCCGCAUUUGUCGGAUUUUUGCCGUUGCUUUCCUUUAAUUUUUUUAAAAAUAUUAUUUUCGCCCAUGUGCAUGAUGGUCUGUGGCAAUGGCAAAACGUUUCCGUUGUUGUUGCCCCUGUGAGAUGGGGGGGGGGGGGGAUUGUUCGCCACUGCUUGGCUCUUCACUGAAUAUAAUAUACAUGGUACGGUUACCACUAGCUAGUUGUCAAAGUCAAGCACGCUGCUUAUGGAUAGCUGACCUGGCGCGUAACCGGUUUCUGGGUAACACUCGAUAUGUUUGGUUUCGCAAAAUUGUAUCGAACAUCCCAGAAAGAACGUUACUCCCCAGGCUCCCCGUUGGCUAAAUGGGCCAUAAGGCGAUAUCUUCCGUGCCGCGUAAGUGAAUUCUUGGUAUUUUCAGCCCUUCCGUUGACUAGAUCGCGUUCGCACUAGGCUCCACUCAAACACUAAUAAAUUUUCGGAAGGUAAGCAACGGGAUCAUGCAUCCACGUCAGUGUAAAAGCAAACACAUUCUAAA
Molecule: messenger RNA, 2570 nt
Organism: Pollicipes pollicipes
Lineage: Eukaryota; Metazoa; Arthropoda; Thecostraca; Pollicipedomorpha; Pollicipedidae
Product: farnesoate epoxidase
Exons: 1
Coding region: 165-1322 (385 amino acids)
Biological process (GO): xenobiotic metabolic process
Cellular component (GO): cytoplasm; intracellular membrane-bounded organelle
Molecular function (GO): heme binding; oxidoreductase activity, acting on paired donors, with incorporation or reduction of molecular oxygen, reduced flavin or flavoprotein as one donor, and incorporation of one atom of oxygen; iron ion binding
Source: RefSeq, a predicted model, not a curated record